Hypoxylon fragiforme is the source of this 1746-nucleotide messenger RNA. Its product is annotated as BCNT-domain-containing protein. Bases 232 to 1221 code for a protein of 329 amino acids. The record is from RefSeq and is a predicted model, not a curated record. The transcript has 2 exons. Lineage: Eukaryota; Fungi; Ascomycota; Sordariomycetes; Xylariales; Hypoxylaceae.
AGCCUAGAACUUAAAGAAUAUCAAUUAGUGGCACGUGCAUAGUGUAUAUACAUGUGGGGCGGGAAUUAAUGUUCUGUCAGUUCUGAACUUCAAAAGUUUUAAUGUACCCUAGGUACCUAGCCUAGUACCUAGUACCCUACAACUUCAAUGUUGAACAAUGUUGAAUAACAUUGAAUCGCGUUUCAAUCUCCCACCUACGCGUACGACAUAAGCUUCAAAACCAUCAGAAUCAUGGCGCAAGAGCCACUCUUAGAUGAAGACUAUGCCUCUGAUGAGGACUCCGACUUUGUCCCCGGCGCGGCGCCAGUAGCAGCCGAUUCAGACUUAUCCGAAUCAGACGGCGAAGUUCAAUUAGUCGCAAUAUCCAGUACGAAGCUCAGUGCUGAUGCAGAUCCCGACACCGGCUUCGAAAACUCGGGCGAUGAAGCCAUUAUACAUAAAGGAAAGAAACGUCAAAAGAAGAAGCGAAAACAUGGCGACCUGGAAGAUGUAGGUGGCGAGGGUGGUCUCAUCAAGACUCGGAGUAUGCGAGCAGUCGAGAAGGCAGAGAAAAAGUCGCGCGUAGAUACUGGUCCCGUCACGAUCGAUGUGGAUGACUUAUGGGCAAAGAUGACGGCUGGUCCCUUAAUACCUUCCAAGUCCGAUUCAGACACGAAGGAAAGCCAACGACCGACACAAGAUGGCAUUGACGGACAACCCCAGGCGGAAAAGGACAAGACACAAACGGAGAAGCCGAGCGUAGCCGAACCACCUGUGAUGAUCAAGAUAAAACGUACAUACAAUUUCGCGGGAAAAGUGCAUAUGGAGGAAAAAUUAGUACCCCGGGAUUCGGCGGAAGCAAGACUGUACCUCGCAUCCCAAGACCCAAACGCGGUCGAACCCGUCGAAGCAGAGGACGACCAACUCAAGAGAAACCCACGAAAGGCGUUCCGAUCUAUAUUCGAGCCUGUUAUUGAAGGCUUGACUCAACGUUCGGAUCUGAACCUUGGCAUGGAUGUGAGGUUGCAGUUACGCGAGCAGGCCAAGGCAAAGAAAUUGAAUGUAGUCGAGAAGAGCCGGAUGGACUGGGCCGGAUUCGUGGACAAGGAGGGCAUCAAAGACGAACUCGAAUUAGCUGGGAAAUCCAAGGAGUCUUAUGUCAACCGACAGGACUUCUUGGACCGUGUCGCGAUUAACAAGGAAGAGGAAGCUAGACGAGCCAGAAUCGCUGGACGCGUUUGAAAAAUCCUGCAUCACCGUCAUUCGGAUCAACAACCACAAUUCGGAUCGUUACUGAUGGAGAUUAAACACAAUUACUAGCAUGUGUGUUAUUAUACUUAAUUAUCGAGCAUUUCAAGGAAACCCCCGAUGAAGCGAGAGUUGUUGAUUCGAAACAACUGCCUAGCUAUCACACUGUCAUGAAAACUUAGGGGUGAUGAGGCAAUGAUAUCGGGUAGAGUAGCACAAGAACGAAAUUUGGCGUCAAGAGACGAUGGCAGUGGGAAUUCCGUCAACUUGAAUAGGUUGAAUAGGUGGUCGAGAGGGUACUUAGAUUGGUCACAGGACGAAUUGGGUCUUUCGAAUGGGAUAGGUAUUCGUACGUGAUAGGUAUCCCCGGUUGAUAUUCAUACAUACCAUUACCCCUGCAAGCAUCCCUGUAAAUACGUGCCCAGUAAAUCGGUAGAAGCUUAGACCACCAACUUAUCGCUUGUGGUAACAGCCCCACUGUGACGAAGCUCCUGCCCCUCCAUGUCUUCAGCAGUACUA